Molecule: messenger RNA, 2838 nt
Organism: Ziziphus jujuba (common jujube)
Lineage: Eukaryota; Viridiplantae; Streptophyta; Magnoliopsida; Rosales; Rhamnaceae
Product: probable disease resistance protein At4g27220
Exons: 1
Coding region: 1-2838 (945 amino acids)
Molecular function (GO): protein binding; ATP hydrolysis activity; ADP binding
Source: RefSeq, a predicted model, not a curated record
AUGGAUGAAGAGAUGAACAAAUUGAGAAGGAAAUCCGAAUGUUUAAAGAGUAGAGAAGAAGAUGUCGAGGAGGAGCUAAAAUAUGCAGAGUGCUUAGCAUUGAAAAAACGAAGGAAAGUAGUCGAAAAUUGGUUGACAAAUGUUGGAGGGAUAAAGAAUGAAGUUGAGCAGAUGGAGCAACAAGUUCAAAAAAGAACUUGGUUUUCACAUCCGCAACUACACAAUAAAAUUAGCAGGCUAACAAAAAGAGUGACAGAACUCAUUGAUCAAGGUAGAUUUCCUGAGGGGCUAACACUUGAUGCACAUGGCAACAAACGAGUCGAAUUAGUAACCACAACGUUAGUCGGUCAAACAUUUCAGAUAAACAAGAACGCGAUACGGGAAUGCUUGAUGAGUGAUAAAGUUUCAAAAAUUGGCAUAUAUGGAAUGGGGGGAGUUGGGAAAACAACCUUGGUCACACAUAUUCACGAUGAACUUUAUAUCCGUUCUAACGACUCUGUUGCUUGGGUCACUGUAUCACAGAAUUUUGGAAUUCGUAAAUUGCAGAAUGACAUUGCAACAGCUAUGGAACUCCAAAUAGAAAAUGAUGAUGAUGAGAGGAGGAGGGCUGCAAGGCUAGCACAAGACCUGAGGAAAAGGAAUAAUUUUGUACUCAUCUUAGAUGAUGUGUGGCAACAUUUUCCACUAGAUAGGGUAGGAAUUCCUACUAGUGGAAAUGGUUUUAAGUUAAUUAUAACAAGUCGAUCAUUGGAGGUAUGUCGAAGAAUAGGUUGCGAAGAGUAUAUCAAAGUUGAGCCUCUUCCCGAGAAAGAAGCUUGGGAAUUAUUCACUGAGAAACUUGGACAUGACAAUACACUUUCCCUUGAAAUUGAACCAAUUGCAAAGUCACUCAUAAAAAAAUGUUCUGGUUUACCUCUUGCGAUUAUUACCAUGGCGGGGUGCAUGAGGAAAGUGGAAGACAUAAUAGAGUGGAAUGAUGCACUGGAAAAAAUGAAUGUAUCAGUGGUGGAGGAUGAUGAUGACAUGGGAAUUGAGGUAUUUCAAGUGUUGAAAUAUAGUUAUGAUAUGUUGAAAGAUCCAAAAGUGCAACAAUGUUUUUUAUAUUGCUCAUUGUUUCCUGAAGACUUUGGAAUUCAAAGAGAAACACUAAUUGAGUAUUUUAUUGAUGAGAGAUUGGUUGAUCGAGGAACCAGGUAUGCAAAUUUGAACAGGGGUCAUACCAUAUUGAAUAAACUUGAAAAUGUUUGCUUAUUGGAAGGUUAUAUAGGCAGCAAAUAUGGUGGGAGAAAGUAUGUGAAAAUGCAUGAUUUGGUGAGAUCCAUGGCCAUAAAAAUUGCAAGGGUAGAUUCUCGAUUUUUAGUAGAAGCUGGAGAAGGGUUAAGAGAGAUACAUGGGGACGAAAAGUGGGCAGAGGAUCUCACAAAGGUUUCUUUGAUGGUCAACCCUAUAUCACGUAUUCCGUCUAGUGUAUCACCAAAAUGUCCUAGACUUUCAACCCUGUUGUUAAAUAAUAAUGGACCACUAAGAAGCAUUUCAGAUUGUUUUUUCAGGCAUAUGCUUGAGCUCAAUGUUCUUGAUUUGUCUUAUACAGGGAUUGUGAACCUGCCAGCAUCAAUUUCUAACUUGGUGAAUCUGACAGCGCUUUUGCUUAAAGGUUGUUGCACACUGAUUUAUAUACCAUCAUUGGAAAAUCUCAAGGCAUUAAUGAGGUUAAACAUUAGUCAGGCAGGAAUAACAGAAUUACCCCAAGGCUUGGAAAUGUUGUUGAAUUUGAGGUACCUCAAUCUUGAUGGAACAAAUCUAAGAAGGAUACCUGUUGGCAUGUUUCCCAAACUGACAUGUCUUCAGUAUCUUGCAACUCCGGAUAUUGGAAGAUUUACAUUAGAAGAGGUAUUGAAGUUGAAAAAUCUUGAAUUCUUUAAAGGGCAAUUGUAUGAUAUUCGUGACUUAAACACAUUUUCAAAUUGCCGGGAGAAUAUUGAAGGCCCAAACAUUUACAUACUUCUUGUGGGAGACCAUUUCAAAUGUGAGUUCUUUGAUUAUUUUCUCGAAGAAUAUGACCGAACUAUAUUUUUUAAAGAAUGCAAGAUAAGUAGUAAAAGCAGAGUGGGAGAAGACUCAAUGCUUGUGCUUCCUAAAGAUGUUCAAUCUGUACAAAUUGAACAAUGCAACGAUAUAAGCAGUCUUUGUGACAUUUCAUCAUUGAAGAAUGCAACCCAGUUGGUUUCGUGUCGUAUUCAUUUUUGUCAAGGAAUGGAACAUGUAGUUUGUUUUUGUUCCUGUAGCUUUCCUCUCAUUCGAAGUCUUAAAUCACUACGCCUUGAAUAUCUGUGGGAGUUGAGAGCUCUAAUUGGGAGAGGGACAUGUUGUGCUUCUGCAUCAUCACAACUACCUGCAUCACAACUACUCCAAACUGCCAUUUUUUCCUCUCUUAAUGAAUUUGUGAUAAUUGCAUGUGGAAAAAUGAAGAGACUGUUCAUGCCUGUUUUGCUAUUGCAUCUCAAGCACCUGCAAGUACUAAAAGUUCAAGAAUGUCAGGAGAUGGUGGAAAUAGUUGGAGAAACAUCAGAUGAAGAUGAAAAUGAAGAUGAAGAUGAAGAAAACCAGGAACCAGCAAGUAUGAGCAACAUUUUAGCUCUCCCCAAUUUAAGGGAUCUUCAGUUGAUUGGCCUGCCAGAAUUGAAGAGAAUCUCUAGCAGGGAAAUGGUUUUUGAUUCUCUGAAAGAAAUUUUUACAAACGGAUGUUCGGAUUUCUUAUUCAAUGGACAACAUGUUACAGCUGACUUUGGGACAACAUAUCAUGUUUUCGAGUCUCGCAUAGUACAGCCUGAAUUUUAA